AGCUCAAGUAGUCUUUGAAAAAAUGAGGGAAAUGUUACAUUUUCUUCCUGACCCAAGACCAUCACUUACAGUAAGUGGAUUUUUUUUUAAGUAGUAGAGCAUUAUUAAAUUUGUGUGCAAUUAAACUACACUGAUUAUCAUUCAAAGUAGCAAGUGUAUCUCAGCGAAGACUACCUCGAAAAUUCCCGUGAAAAUCCCAUGAGAUUAGCCGGUUUUUCUGCAAAUUUGUCCCUGAAAAACCCUGCAAAAUUUAACUUUUUUCUCUGCAACCUAUCGGAAGCUUUGCCUUAGUGCUGAGAAACAACAAUAAGUGGUUUAUGAUUUCCCUUAUUUAUUUUUAUUUUUUGCAAGUAGCUGUCGCUUAGCCAGACAGCAUUUUUUGCUGGUUUCUGGUGUUUCUGGAGAACUGAAAUGCGAUUUAUUUUAACUGAUAUAUUUUUACAUAACUUCAUUUAAAUAUAUGCUUUCAUAAAUCGUUUUUCUUUUUAUCAGGAGUACCUUCGGCAGACUGGACUUUCCUUACUCUUUCCAAGGGUCACAUCCUACUUAACAAAUCCAGAAAGGCCAGCUUUCCAGAGCCAUAAAUCUUCUAUAUGGAUGGUACUGGAAUUACUUUUCAUACUAAAGUUUGUUUUGCAAUAACAGUACACUGCAUGACUAAACCACCUUGCGCAGCAUAAUAAACAGAACCAUACAGAAGUAUUACUUAGUUAACUUUCAUUUGAAUGGUUUUACUUUAGGAUUUUUUUAUGAUAAAAUUUAUUUUUGUUGCAAUAAAAAUAUGUACAGUGAGCAAAAAAUAAUAAGUACAAUUUUGCCUAGAGACUGACUAUACAGCUCACUCAACCACCUUAUACAACAAGAUAAACAGUACCACAGAAAAAGUACUGCUUAGUAACUUUUACGUAGUAUUUCAUCUACUGACCCAAAAGUUAAAACCACCUUGUACAGCAUAAUAAACAGUACAGCAGGAAAGUACUGCUCAGUAGCUUUCAUUUGAAUGGUUACUCUUGAGGAUUUCAUCCACGGACUUGAAAGUUAGAACCACCUUGUACAGCAUAAUAAACAGUACCACAGGAAAGUACUGCCCAGUAACUUUCAUUUGAAUGGUCACACUUUAGGUUAGGUUUGGUCUUAAACAUUGAGGGUUCCUUAUAUCGAAGACCUUGAUUUAACAAAUUUUUUGGAAAACAAGCAAAAUGUUCGUUACAGCUAGGUAUGGUUAAUGAUCAAUUUCCAAAGCCCUGCAUUUCCGGUUUGGACAAUUUCUGUAAUUAAUAACAUUUGCAUAAGAAGCCAUUGUCUCAGUUCACAGCUGUACAUAGCUAUGGCACUAGAAACACAAGAAAGGCUAAAAAAAAACUGCUUAAACUACUGUACUCAUACAUUUUAUCCCUGUUGGUCUGUUUCGCAUUCAUCUUUAGCUAUCUUUCAAUUACAUGUUAAUAUUGAUUCGUUGCAAAGGUAUAUUUUACGUUUGCAUUUCUGGAUUGUGUUUCUUAUAAUGAGGAUUUUGUUAAAUCAAGGAUCAUUAUACCAAGGGUCUGUUCGAUACAUUUUAUUGUAAUUUUGGGCGGGCUGAAAAAAAUCGUUUGUUAUAUAGAGGUUCAUUAAAUCGAGGUUCCACUGUACUUUGAAAGUACAGACUCCUUGCUACCUUUAUAAAAAAUAGAAGAAAAAUAUAGAACCGAAAGAAAUCCCAACUGUUUGAUACCUCAUGAUCAUCUACUUGUUGUACUUGGGAACUUGAAAUAUCUUAGUGACAGCCCUGAUUGUGUGUCAAGGUACAACUUUUGUGUUUUCACGUUAUAGGUUAUUUCCAGCACCUUGGGAUGUUGAAUCAGCUUAUUACUCUGAGUCACCAGCUGAACAGUGAUGCAUUCAAUCUUACAAAUCACAAGUAGAAGAGAAGCAAAAAUCGCCCAGAAUUUUCUGUAGCUUAAGGCAGGCUAACAAUUUCUAGAUGACCAUCCCAUUCAUGAAACAUUUUUCAGAGUAUAUCUAAUAAAUUCCCUACUAUUUUCUAAAGAUAAUUAAUUUUUCGCAUAUUCUUUCACUCCCAGGACAAGCUAUUUUUUGUACAAAAAGAAAACCUAAAAUUUUCAGAUUCAAAAAUGCAAAUAUACAAAAAGGAAUCAGAAAAAUUCUUUCUUCCCUAAAACUUUAAACUGCAUCUAAAAUUUCGCGAAAACAAUACUGUAGCCCUUGUAAUUUCGAAAAGACUCAAGUUGCCCUAGGAUGACCAAACAGAUACAAAUUUUAUAGCACCGCUUAGAAUGCAUUUCUAGAGAUGUAAAAGUACUCUGGAUAGCCUAAAAGGUUUUUUCAAUGCAUUUAAGAGGAAACCGUUGUUGGGUGCCCCUGAUUUUACUCCCCUUAAUUCCCCUCCCUCUCUAUCAGUGCUCCAUUUUACAGGUAUUUAAACCUAUUUUUAAUAAUGCUAUACAGAAAGGAAAAAAGUCGAAGAAAGGAUUUCCUCACCUGGGAAUUAAACUCAAAACCUCCCGCACAGAAAUCCUUGCUCCAUUGAAAACAGAACAAGCAGUUUAUGUGGUCAUGCCGAGAUCAACUUGUUUUCAUAGCAGAGCAAACUUAGUUAACUGAUUCAUCCUUACAGGAUCAACUGUAACAUUUGAAAUUUCAACCACAUUACACCAUUUGUAGUUUUUUUGGCAAAUUGUGUAGUGCUCUAUGUGACUUUAGCACUUUUAUCUCAACAGCAAUCUGUGCAUCAAGCAGGUCCCCCUUUAGCAGACUACAAGAAAAAUAUUGAAUCAAAUUUCAAGAGUUUGAAAGCUGGCUUAGCUCCAAAGGACAAAGAAUCAGUUCCAAAACUUCCCCAAAACCAGAAAGAGUGGUAAGAAUCAAAAUAAUUUUGUCCAUUGUAGAUUAUAAUGAAUGUGAUAUUUAAUUUGUCACUAGUUAUGAUAACUGGGUUUGAGCCAGCUCUUAGGCCAGGAGAACACUGUGUUCAUUAGGCAUCAGAGAUUGGAGAAUUCUAUGCACUAUGCAAAAUUCUCUUGCAAAUGUUUGAUAGCAGUAUGAGUAUUUUUAUAUUCAGGUGUGAAGUCUGUAAUUUCUGUAAUGUUACACCUUUCUCCUGCUACUAGAAUAAUGAUAAUUAUUCUUAGUCUUUUCAAGGCCAACAAUAAAUUUUGGUAACAAACACAACUGUUUUGAUGCCCAUCAAUGAUGAAAAUAUAAUUUUUUAUACUAAUUUUUUAAUUCAAAAAGCAGUUAUAGCAUCAGGAAACAUAAUUCAACGCUGCAAAAAAUCCCAAAGAGAGCAAAGUUGAGAAUCUUGGCUGGAAGGAAGCAGACUAUACAAUAUUCGAGGGACAAAAAAAUGUAGCCAUCCUAUAAUCUUGUGCGAAACAACUGAGUAAAAAGUGCUUCUUAAGAAACGCAGUUAACAAACUUGCAUUGCCUAAGCCUCAGACAGAGUAUCUGAAGUGCAGCUUUUCAUACAGUGUAUAGCGGUGCUGCCUUAAUUGUGGAAUCCUCUGCCACUAGACCUUAGGGAAUGUGACUCCCUGGGAGUUUAAAAUAAUCAGGGGCACCCAACAAGAAAAUAGUUCAAAACCACUUAAACAUAGCAUUGUUAGACGUAUUUAAAUAUUUCAACGGUAGAUAUAGGCAUAUUUUUAUCCCCUAAAAAUUUUUCAUCUGUUUGGAUUUCCUAGCUGAAUGAUGUCUAGUGAUCCGAAAAUUAUAGGGAUCAAAACUUAACUUUUCAAUAAUUUCAGCCAGAAAAAAGGCUCCUGAAAAUUAAAAAUGGGCAAUUAUACCAUUUUUUAGAUGUUCAAAAAUCCUAGGAGAGGCAGGCAAGCAAGAAAUUUUACGAAAAUGUUCCAAAAUUUCUGGAUCUCAAAUCAUCUUCCGAAGAGAUAUUUUUCGAAAAUUGCCGUUGGGUGUCCCUGGAUAAUAAACUCAAAACUUACUCUUCUUCCUUAUUAGGCUCCCAAACAGCAAUCAUGUGAAUGAGUUAGAUUUUAAUAGAUUACGUUUAUUUAGUAGUAUAGUUUUUUAACUGAUGAUUUUUCAUGUAUAAAUAAGUUUAAAAAAAACAUCCAUCCUUAAUUCACUCUAAUAUUUUGUACUGUGUCUUCCUAUAGGGUCAAUAGCAUCACAGCCAAUAUCCUGGAUGGUGUUCAGUCCAUGCCUCCAAGUCUCACUCAGCCUAUGAUCUCUGCUAUGACGUUUGUAGAACAGCAGCGUUAGCUAGGAGAUUAAUGUUAAUGAUAUAUUCCUUCUACUCUGAGAGUCAAUGCAACAUUGCAUGAUGACAUCCUUUUACUACUGCAACCACAAUUCUUCAUGCAAAUGGCCUUUUUAUCCUUCAAGCCCCAAAUAUCAACAUGUGUACUCUCCUCAUUGUUUUCAAUAUGUUUUUUAUUGUACUUCUUGAGAGAAUUAGCUCAAGCAUCAAGACAUUUCCUAAUCAUCAGUGCUGAUCAUUCUGUUCAUUCUCCUGACCUGUACAUUUGAUUUAGUGGCAGUGAUAUUGUUAGGAAAAGUUUUAUACAUGUAAGUAUUGGGGCUUAAAGUGUGUCAGAGUAAGGCCAUAAAUGACUCUUAAUGCACUGUUAAAUCCCCCUUGUUUCACAAGAGAAUAUAAGGCAAUUAAGAAGGAGAAUCUGGCAGUUUAUCAAAAGUUACUAAUACUGUGGAACCUCGAUAUAAUGAGCCUCUAUAUUUCAAAGUCCUCGGUAUAGCGCGUGAUUAUCUUUACCCCAGUAAAAGUCAAAUGACUUGUAUGGAAAAGAACCUCAAUGUAAGGAACAUAAUAUUUUGCCAGUCCCUUGCCCCUUCAUAAUAUCUAGGUUCCCCUGUAUCUUUUUUCCAAGAUCCUGUUUAAUUAUGUGGACGUACACAAACGUCAAACUUUUGAUUCAGAGCCAAAAGAUUUUGUGUGACCUUUUAGAUGAAAGCCCUUGCACCGUCCUGUCUUCUAGGGCCCAUCUCUUGAAAGUUCCGGUUAAUGUGUUGUCUUGUGUUUUAGCCCUUUAAGUCCUAAUGAUAAUAAUAAUAAUAAUGAUUUGGAGGUAGCACAUCCACAAAGUGGUUCUUCGUCUACCUGAUUCCUGAUCGAAUUAGAAUUUGAAAAUGUUGGUUUUUGAGGAGAGGGGAAAGCCGAAGUACCCGGAGAAAAACCUCUCGGAGCAAGGGAGAGAACCAACAACAAACUCAACCCACAUAUGGCGUUCACGCCACGAUUUGAACCUGGGCCACUUUGGUGGGAGGUGAACGCUCUCACCACUGUGUCAUCCCUUGCUCCCUGUAAUAACAGUGACCAGCAGCCAAUUUCUCCUAACAACAAUACUGCCUGAUUAAACGUACCAUUCAUGAGAAUGAAGGAAAUGAUCAUCACCAAUGAUGGAACGUCUUGAUGUUUGAACAAACUCUCUCAACUAGUACCAUAAGGAAUGUAUGAAGAACAGUGUGGAGAAUCUGAAUAUGCAUAUUUGAUAUUCGAAUUGGGGCUUAUAUCAAGGGCAAAGUACUGUCAGAAUCAAGAAUAUUUUCCGUCUAAAGACUAUUCAUGCAAACCGAGCAAACAGCAUUGUGCCUAAGGCCUUUAAACACUUAAGCACUAACAUUAAAACUUGACAACUUUCACCAAAAAUUUUCCGCAGUGUAGCUGGCCAACCUUUUGUGUAUUUUCUUGCGAUAAUGAAUUGUUUUAAGCACCGUAGUGAAACUACCAAAUGUUAAAAUGUUCUCUAAGUGAUAAAAAUGUUAAUAAUGUAUUGUGUGCAUAUAUCGAGGUAAGACUGUCAGUAAUGUAAUCAUAGUAUUUAUAGCAUAGUUUGGUCACACAGAAACGUUUUGAUGGGAGCAGAUACAUGAUAAACUAAAUUUGACCUUAAAAUGUUAAUAAGUUAAUACACAAGUACCGUUCAUAAGUAAUGAGGUUUGUAAACAUGCAAUAGACUGUGUAUUUAAGAUCAUAGUUAAUGGUGAAAAGAUAAAUCUUUGGACUUAUUUAUUUUAGCCUAGUGUAAUUUGUGUAGUAAAGAAUCAAAGAACUUGAAAUAAAAGGUUAUGCCAAC
Messenger RNA from Porites lobata, 6053 nucleotides. NCBI's taxonomy places the organism in Eukaryota, Metazoa, Cnidaria, Anthozoa, Scleractinia, Poritidae. The record is from the annotation of a GenBank genome assembly.